Molecule: messenger RNA, 2242 nt
Organism: Ostrinia nubilalis (European corn borer)
Lineage: Eukaryota; Metazoa; Arthropoda; Insecta; Lepidoptera; Crambidae
Product: epoxide hydrolase 4-like
Exons: 6
Coding region: 79-1158 (359 amino acids)
Biological process (GO): cholesterol homeostasis; phospholipid dephosphorylation
Cellular component (GO): peroxisome
Molecular function (GO): magnesium ion binding; lipid phosphatase activity
Source: RefSeq, a predicted model, not a curated record
GCACGAGUGUAUGAAACUCGACUUAUCAUUGUGUUGAAGACCUUUGUGCUUACAGUACGUGGUACUUAGCAUGUUGAAAUGAGUGCAAAAAGUAGGAAAUUGCUGCAAGUGAUAUCUGGGUGGGAGGCGGUCGAGUUAGUGUUUAGAUGCAUACUUGUAGGCAUAUGGCAAAUCAUACAGAUCAUAGUGAAAAGAAUGUGGAAAGGACACCGGAGAAAACUAACCAAGAAUUUCCCACCGGUUGAACUUUCAGUGGAUUCGUCGAUAGGGACGCACUGCUAUAUCAAAAUAAUGGGGGUAAAAUAUCACUACGUAGAAAGCGGCCCCAAAAACGGCCCAGUAGUCCUCAUCCUGAGCGAUGCGCCUGAAACCGAGGACCUUUGGGGCCCAACCUGGACCAGGGUGGUCAAGCGGCUGACAGAGAACGGUCACCAUGUGGUCACCCUCGACCUCCGAGGCACGGGAGGCAGUGAGGGAGGCAGCCGCAGUGACCUGUCCCCACCUAGAGCUGUGGAGGAGGUGUCAACAUUGAUGGAUGCCCUCGGCGUCACAGAAGACAGGCCGGCCAUUUUGAUCGGGUUUGGAGUUGGGGGAAUGCUCACUUGGUACUUGGCGCACUGCUACGGGCCGCUGAUCAGCAAGUUUGCGGUGGUCGGCGCACCUCAUCCGAAUCUCUACUGGCAGUACCCGCCCGCUGCGUUUGCGCAACAAGCGCUGCAUUUUAUACAGUGGCCCCACUUCCCUGAGCGGUGGCUAGCUGAGGGCGAGUUCCAGGGCGGGGAAGAGGGACGCUGGACCAGCUCCCGCGCCUGCGACUGGACUGGCGCGCUCAACUACGUCAGAGGAGCAGCGUGGUGGCGCAUCAAGGAAGGCCACCGCAUUGACCCGCCUGGUCUACUUGUGGGAGCCCGGGACAGCGCUGCACAGCUCGUGUCCAGUACUCACUACUGCAGCAAUUCUACGUUGAGGCUGGUGUCCAAGCCAGACCCGUCUGAUAUAGAGCUACCGGCGGCUAUGCUGGACUUCCUGAUUGCUACACCCAAAGAAAGGCCGAUAGAAGAGGUAACCUCCCGAGGUCUGGUGGGACGAAUGCUUGGAGCCGUGGCAGGUCGUGGAAGAGAGCUUACUGCCAAGCUCGUUCUACCAGCGCAAGCGUAGUGUUACGUCAUGCGCAAUCGUGGUAACUUCUUACAUUUUAUAUCGGUUCCAAGGUUGUUUAUUUGUCUCUAGAACUAUUGAUCAGAAAGAAAGAAAACAUGUUUUUGGGCCCCACCAAGGAACAAAACAAAACAGAAAUAAUUAGGAACGCACCAAAGCUGAUUCCACUUCUUUUUUUCGUUGUUUUCGUGUCGACAACAAACCUACACAGUGUCAGCCCAAAACUCCGCCACAAGAGUGGCGUUGUCAGUAGCACUCAUCAAAUCCUCCUGAGUGCAGUUGCUUGGGCACUCAGGGCAUGACACUCAGUGUAUGGGAUUAGUGGUAAAGACACUGGCAGGGUUAUUCUGUCAAGCUGUAGAUCUCCCAUUUGAUUCUGGUAAAUGAGAGAAGGUUAUGCUCUUGCAAUUGAGACUAACUGACCAGUAGGUCUAAGAUGAGCGCCGCGAUAAGCGCUUAUCACGCCAUUUUAUCGAUUUUGCCCAUACAUUUUGACGUCGAUAAAAGUUAUCACGGCGUGCAUCUUAGGCCUACUGAUGAAGCUGUAGAUUCUGGCUACACAGGAGUGGCAGCAGUGAUAGAAAGAGUUUUUGUUAAUUGGGACCAUACUUUUUUCUGGUAAGUAUAGUUUUAGAGAUAGGGUCAUUCCAAAAAUCGGACACAUCAAAUGUUUUGUCCUCAAAUCAAACGGUUCGAGUGUGUCUACUUAAGUAAAAUACUCAUACUAUAUCUUGUGUACAGUGUGAGAUAUUCCUGGUGUUAUUAGAAGUGGAAAAUAAUUUUAAAUAUCGUGUAAGUGGUUUAUUGAAUGCAAUUAUUUGAAUGUUGUUUGAAUUUAAUUUUAUCAAUACAGAUUUUUUAUAUUUUUUUAUAAUUUAAUAUUUUACGCUGUUCUAGUAACCAAAGAUAGAUGCAUUAACAAUAAGAUAUGCGUUAUUAAUUUAUAUUGUUUUACGAAAUAACUUUUGCUGGUUUUGUAAUAAAACUACGUCAACAAGUGCAAACGCUUUUUUAAUGCAAUAUGCCCACCAAAAGCUAACCAUUUAUAAAUUUUCACUAUCAAUAUAUUAUAUUCACAAGUCAA